CCUGAAUCCUUCCACGUCUGCAAUCAUCUUGAAGAGGUUUCCACUACUUCCAGCUUCAGCUAGCAGCCCAUCUGUUUUUCAGUAUAUAGUCGUAAACUGCGAGCCCGUAUCAUAUUCCCGCUGCAGCUGAAGCGCUGGGGUGAUGCCUGCACUCAACAAGAACAAUUCCGCUGUCAAGCGGAUAAUGCAAGAGGCGAGGGAACUUGCAAACGAUCCCUGCACCGAUUAUCAUGCAGCUCCUCUUGAGGAUGAUAUUUUUGAAUGGCAUUGCACACUUCGUGGCCCCGCUGGUACGGAAUUUGAAGGUGGCCUGUAUCAUUUCCGGAUAGUGCUUCCAGCAGAAUACCCCUUCCGACCGCCUUCUCUGAUGAUGCUUACGCCCAAUGGACGGUUCGAAUUAAACACCAAGAUAUGCAUCAGCUUUACAAACUAUCAUGAAGAGGAAUGGCAGCCCGCAUGGGGUGUUCGCACAGCUAUAAUCGGACUGCAAGGAUUUUUCCCUCUGAAGGGCCAGGCAGCUACUGGUGUUGGUUCUGUCGAAUAUCCCCCCUCAGAACGUAAGCGUCUGGCCCAAUUGUCACGGGAGUGGGUUUGCCCGCAGUGCAAUCAGUGUAAUCUAACGCAUCUCCCUGAUCCCCACGAGGGACCACUGACGCAUGUAAACGUACCAUCACCGUCGUCGGCCCCGCCUGCCGACACCGCGGAAGUCGAAGUUGUUCAAGACAACCCGGCCGCCUCCGUGGUAUCCACUCCUGUCCGUCAGUCCGAUAGGAUCGAAGAAGAGCGACAAAUUCACAUGCGUGGAACUGCGCAAUUUACGCGUCGUAGUUCACACCGGCCUCCCCUAAUUCUUGAUACUGCCAUUUGUGUGCUCCUUGUGUUGGUUCUAGCGUUAGUCUGUCGUCGGGUUUUGUGAUGGGUAUGACGUAUUAGUACUAGUAGAGUAUAUUUCGUAUUCUACUAUUCGGAACUUUGUUGUAAGUAUAGUUCAACCGCUCCUACGUUCUAGAUGGUUUCUCGACACACGUUGGAUGAAUAACCGUCGACAAAUAUUUUUCCGAGGACUCGAUCAUUAUGUUAACAUAAAUUUGUCAUUG
Messenger RNA from Suillus subalutaceus, 1097 nucleotides. RefSeq names its product UBC-like protein. The coding region runs from base 143 to 916 and encodes 257 amino acids. NCBI's taxonomy places the organism in Eukaryota, Fungi, Basidiomycota, Agaricomycetes, Boletales, Suillaceae. The record is from RefSeq and is a predicted model, not a curated record. The transcript is spliced from 8 exons.